ACAAAGUUUCUUUAUCCACUGUUAUCUCUAGCUAAACAAGUAUCGCCAUUAUUCGGGCGUGCAGUGCAUUGUAAAAUACUACUAUCGCUUUUAAGCAGUUUAGCCGUUCUGUAACCGGUCAGUAAGGUGUUCAAAUUAUUUCCAGGUAUGCCAGUUAGCUGUCUGUUAAAACAAUUUCGAAUGCUCUUUUAAAGAAACAUUUUAAAACAGUCUGAUUAAAAGUCAUAUAAUUUCAAAAACAAGCCAUCUAAAGAACAAUUUCGAAUGGUGAAUAACUUAAUAACAAACACCUUGAAACAUUAGCAGCCCUAUAAAAGAAGUAGUCAGAAACCCCUUAAGUUACAGUAAGGAACACACAAUGCCUGAGGAAAAGACUUAUCCGGUACCCAGCUGGCUCACUAAAGACUAUGUCCAGGAAAAGCUGCGUGCAUACUUCAAAUCCGACACCCUUAAGUUGGAGAAAUUGCACAUCAAGCCGGCCAUUGCGAAGGGAAAAAACUACGCCACCGUCAUGACCCGCAUCAAUGUGGAGUUCACCACGAAGGAAUCAGUGGAAAAGAAGGCCACCAACUUCCUGAUAAAGACCACAUUCACCAAAGAUCCGGCUGCCCAUGUGUUUAUAAAAUAUGGGGUUUACACUCGGGAGAUGGACAUGUACCAAAGGAUUUUGCCCAAGAUAGGAAAGUUGGUGAAGGAGGAAAUCCAGGAUCCUCGAAGGCUUUUUGCGGGCACUGUUAUCGUCGAUAGGGAGACGGAUUCGCUUAUAUUCGAAGACCUAACGCUGGAGCACUACAAAGUGGCCUGCCGGGUAAGAAAACUGGAUCUGGAGCACACUCAUUUGGUGCUGGAAAAGUUGGCCGAGUUCCAUGCCGCCGGAGCAGUUCUGGCCGAAAGAGAAUUGGGGAUCUUCAGAGAGAACUAUGACCGUGGGUUUUACAACAAAUAUACGAGGGGUUACCAGCCGGUCAUGACGAAUCUCUUGAAGGCCCUCUCGCGAUCCCUAAACUUGGAUAAGGAGCUCCGCCAACGCUACCAGGCGAAGAUCGACCGACUUAUCAACCAUGUGAUGGUCUAUGGAGAGCGAUCGACUACCAACAAUCCAGGGGACUUUUUAACCCUGGCCUAUGGAGAUCUUUGGACCACAAACGUAAUGUUCCAGUACGAUGAUGAAGGUCACCCCACCAAUGCCAUCUUCAUUGACUUUCUGUUUAGCGUGUGGAACUCUCCGGCAAUCGAUCUGCACUAUUUUUUCUCCACAUCCAUACACGACAACCUUCGACUCCUAAAUCAGCCAGCAUUGAUACAGUUUUACUACUACAAACUGAAGGAGUACUUACUUAAAGUCAAGUACUCGGGUCAUAUUCCCAGUUUGUUUGACUUUCAAUUACAGUUCCGGAAAAGAGCCUUCUAUGCUGUUUUUGCUUCUCCGAUGUUCGAACCCUUUAUGGUGUACAAUGGCAAGGAGGAGCCUUCCCUAGAGCAGGUUAUUUCUGAGGACAGCAGUGGGAUAAGGUUUAAGGACGACGUUUUUCAGCAGGAGGGUCUCCGAAAAAGGCUUCAUCUCACACUUCCCCAUCUGGAGCAAUGGGGAUUACUGGAUGACAUGUAA
Messenger RNA from Drosophila elegans, 1609 nucleotides. RefSeq lists its product as uncharacterized. The record is from RefSeq and is a predicted model, not a curated record. The transcript is spliced from 3 exons. Bases 359 to 1609 code for a protein of 416 amino acids. Lineage: Eukaryota; Metazoa; Arthropoda; Insecta; Diptera; Drosophilidae.